UUUCUUGAAAAAAAAAAAUAUAACUAUCAUCAGACAAAAAACAAUAGAUAAUACAUAGUUUGCUUUUGUAGGAUUGUUAAACGAUCAAAAGAUGGCGAAAUGGAGUGCAAUAGUAGUGAUAAUGAUGAUGGUGAUUGUUGUGGUGGCAGUAGAAGCAAAAGCGACUCAAAAAGAUUGGAUUCGAUGUUUUCGCAAGUGUUCAAAGAAUUGUGAUGACCACGACGGUAAUUGCUUUGAACGCUGCAAAAUCAAAUGCGGUGGCCCAAACCCUCCUCAUGGCCCUUCUGGCCCUCCCCAUAGUUUCUCAAGAAUCUCACAUGGGACGGCAUCUAGGGAUUAAGGAAGUUCACGGAAGGAGGCAAUGAUUUAAUUAAUUUUCCGUAGAAGAUUUGUGAUCAUGACUACCAUUUUUUCAGUUUUAUGUUCAUGCAUGUUAAAAAUCUAAUAAAAAUAUUGAUAAAAAGUUAUCUAUUUUACAGGCUAUAUAAGUCCCAAAGAUUUUAAAAGCAAAUUUACAUAA
Molecule: messenger RNA, 520 nt
Organism: Arabidopsis lyrata subsp. lyrata
Lineage: Eukaryota; Viridiplantae; Streptophyta; Magnoliopsida; Brassicales; Brassicaceae
Exons: 2
Coding region: 92-340 (82 amino acids)
Source: RefSeq, a predicted model, not a curated record